AUGCAGCUCUCCUGGAAGCCAGGAUAUUCUCUCUCCAAUAGGCCCGUGAGAAGGUCAGCAGCCCGUAGGAUCAAUAGGGGUCGGUUGGGGAACGCAGAUGGACCUCAGCAAUUUGUGUUCGUUGCAGAACAUCCUAUGAGAGACCUCAACGUUUCCGAGGAAGCCAGCCUUUCCGUAGAGACGCCAUUCGAGGUCUCGGGUGAUGCAUCGCCAAUUAGUGCUGCUGAUUCUCCCGGCCCCGAGACCGAUCCUAGGACAGCUGAAUUACAACCGCAUCGCGAUAACAGCAAAGACCAAGGCCAAUCCCCGUGUUCAUCUACACCGACAGACGACGGACAGCUACAAUUAGCUGACGGAGACGCCUUCUAUGACUGGUCGAGUCAAGUCGCUACUACUAUAGAGUCAAGUCCCAUGGCAGCUUCAGACCUCCCCAACACUACUACAUCUAUGCCACCGAGCGUACUGUACAAUAACAUCUGGCAGCGGUUUGGGCCUAUCCUUGAGAGAUACAAUAUGGAAUUCUGCACGAUCCCAUUAACGUUCGACUUACAGAUGAAUCCGUUUCGAUAUCGCAAAACCAACGUUCCGGAACCUAUGUUUCUGGUCCAUGCGGUGAUGGCUUUAGCGGGUCAUCAUGUUAAGAGCCCAUCAACCGAUGACCAUCACUAUACAGCAUUGAAACUCCUCCGCGAAAGCAUCAACGCAUCCGGUAAUGUGGAAGAUGGCUCCUCCAUGCUUGAUGCGAUUAUGAUCUUAUUUUCCUUCGACGAAACUCAAUCCACCCUCGGAUACUGGAGUACACAUCUCAAGGGAGCCUAUGGCCUCAUCGAAGCGUGCGGGGGAAUCGAAGCAUGGACUACGUCCGCUCGGGCAGACGCUCAAAUAGGAUUGCUGUUGUGGUGGGAUGCCAUCACCAGUCUCUUAUCCCGGGAAAAUUGCGUGUUCCCGUACGCAUACGUCGAAGCCAUCCUAUCGAACCCCGAUGAUCGGAAGUGGAAUUUCUUUGACCUCUGCGGGUGCCCACACAGCGUGGUCACGCUCCUCAUGCAAGUUGUGCGUCUGAGUGCCGAAAAACGCCAAUCGUCGUCCAUGCGGUACGUGACCUUCGACACCACGACGGUUGCCCAAAUCGAGCAAGCGCUCGAGUCCUGGCAUCACAUCUCCCCUGCCGCACUUGCCUUCGGUAGCGAAGAGGACAUCCAAAAAGACCAAGAUUGUAUGCACUGCUCGGAGGCAUGGAGACACGGCCUGCUUCUCUACAUUUACCGCGUAUUCCGAUGGAAGCCGGGAAGUCCUAUUCCAACGCAUGUUGUCCGUUGGGCCCGGGUUGUUGUGGACCAUGUGGUAGCGUGUCGCGACGAGAGCAUGGUCGCCCGGCAGGCGUUGCUGCCGCUCUUCUUCGCGGGCUGCGAACAACGCGAUCGAUCGAUACGGCAGAAGAUCGUGCAGUUCUGCUCGGUGUGGAAUGACCGGACGCGGUAUCAAAUGUUUGGGAGUACCAUUCCGUUGCUUGAAGAAGUAUGGGCGGAGCAGGAGGCGAAGGGAUUUGAGAACGUGUGGUGGGGUCACGUCGUGGAUCGAAAACACACUGUGUCUUGUUAUCCGUUGCAAAUGCGGCUUUGCUUUGGAUGAUCUAAACUAAAAGUCAAGAUAUAUUCGCGGUCAGCCUUUAUAAAGGUGGAUCGGGCUGCUGGCUUACUGCCAUGUCUCCGCAACCAAGCUUGCACCCUUGUCUUCCAGGCUCUCCAUAGCAGCAUGCACAAGCAGGCUCGCAACAUCUUGUUGCUCCGCAUAAAGAGGACCGAAUCGAUAUCCAAGUUCGCACUUUCGAAUAAGAACCCAGCCCGUAAGGGUUCGUGUUGAUCCACGACUGCAAGGCCGUUUGCAUCUUGACGGUGAAACAAAGCCUCAGUGGUCCAUAAGCGAGGACUUUCGAGUCCACAAUGCGCGAAAUCACUUUCCGCGAGUUUAUCCAGGCUCAGCUUUUGCAAAUACUCGAUCCUUUCUCCCUCCAUCAAGGACCCAUUGGCAACAGGGAUAGCUUUCACACUGGGCCGCUCACAAACCGCGAUUAGAUUAGUCUCUAUAAAAGCCACGCCGCUCGUAAGUCACACGUUGCUCAGCCACACUGUCAAGGCCAAUGUAUUCCGUGCCGUAUUUGCGGAAGAAAUCCUUGCCUGCACUGAGUAUCUCGCGACCGAUACCAUAACCGCGAUAUGUGGCGGUGGUAAACAAUGAUAAC
This is a messenger RNA of Aspergillus welwitschiae, 2242 nucleotides long. RefSeq names its product fungal specific transcription factor domain-containing protein. The transcript has 5 exons. Gene Ontology annotation, biological process: positive regulation of transcription by RNA polymerase II. The record is from RefSeq and is a predicted model, not a curated record. Gene Ontology annotation, molecular function: DNA-binding transcription factor activity; transcription cis-regulatory region binding. NCBI's taxonomy places the organism in Eukaryota, Fungi, Ascomycota, Eurotiomycetes, Eurotiales, Aspergillaceae. Bases 1 to 1632 code for a protein of 543 amino acids. Gene Ontology annotation, cellular component: nucleus.